Molecule: messenger RNA, 399 nt
Organism: Megalops cyprinoides (Indo-Pacific tarpon)
Lineage: Eukaryota; Metazoa; Chordata; Actinopteri; Elopiformes; Megalopidae
Product: prostate-associated microseminoprotein-like
Exons: 3
Coding region: 1-399 (132 amino acids)
Source: RefSeq, a predicted model, not a curated record
AUGCGGAGGAUGCGAGGAGAGAGUCUUGUGCUUGUGGCGGCAUUCUACAUGCUGAGCGCAGUCCUGCCCUGUCUCUCAGUCUACAGCAGUGGGGAAUGCUACUUCGAUGGAAAAGCAAGCUGUGCGCACCAGGGCCAGGUGUUCGAGGUGGGGGAGAGCUGGCUGACUCGGGACUGCUAUCAGUGCAUCUGCAUGGAACCAUUCGGUGUGGGCUGCUGCGAGCUUAACUCCCUGCCGGUAGAUUAUCCAGACUGGUGUGAAGUGGUGCGGAAGCCAGACUCCUGCAACGUCGUCGUGGUGAUGCGGGCCAAUCGAAAGCUUCCGUGUUUGUAUGGAGGGCGGAGUCGACUACGACCAGGGGCAGGACAGACCCGGAAGUCUGACAACGACCUGUUCUGA